Messenger RNA from Lentinula edodes (shiitake mushroom), 618 nucleotides. RefSeq lists its product as uncharacterized. NCBI's taxonomy places the organism in Eukaryota, Fungi, Basidiomycota, Agaricomycetes, Agaricales, Omphalotaceae. The record is from RefSeq and is a predicted model, not a curated record. The coding region runs from base 1 to 618 and encodes 205 amino acids. The transcript is spliced from 4 exons.
AUGAAUCCCAUCACCCUCGAACUUCUUCGUUUCACCGUUGACAAAAGCUUCAGCCUUGUUGCUCCUGCUUUUGCCAAUCUUCGUCAAACAGUAAGGGCUGCUGGUGUUAACGAACAGUACUAUGGAUUGACGGACGAUAAUAUGAAACAACUUCUUUGGGUUAUUAAAUGGCCUCAAAAGAUCCAUUUACCGGAACUUUUGGACGAAUCUAGCAAAUUCAGACAGCAGGUAACUGCUCUAGACGUCAACUCGAAACCUAUUUCUUGGCUUGUUCCGUUCCGAUUUGCGGAAGAAGUUCGACCUGCCUUGACUGCACCUGUUUCCGAAUUCGCACACAUCGUACUGAAGGAAACUUCGAAGCCAGGUCCGAUAUCUGAGUCACUGCACAAAACAUUUACAGAUUGUUAUUAUGCCGCUGGAUUCACCGGAGGGAAUUGGGGAAUUGCCGCUAACUCGAACGACAGUGUUUGCCUCUAUGUGCUUGGAUGGAAAUCAAGAGCAUAUCAUUCCGAGUAUUCCAAAUCGGCUUUGUUUGACGUCGAGAUAGAUAAACUCAAACCUCACUAUGCUCCAGGCUCGAUGGGCCUGUUUUCAAAGCUCACUCAAGAGUUAAGCUAA